UGGCCAUUUCGUAUUCCCACCUAAAGUCUUUUCUCAAAAUUUGCAACCUCCAUGUUCCAUCCACAAUUUGUUCGAUAUUUCUUAUUUAAUUUAUUCAGCACAAGGAAUUUUUAUCGAAUCAACCAAAAGAAAACGUUUGCAAAGAAAACUUCGGAAUAUUGCCCUCCUCUCUUUCAUUAUCUAGUGGCAUCGGAUACUUUCUUUUUAAGAAUCUCAGUUACUUCCAUCCAAGGCAUCUUUCGUUCUUACCAGAAAUUGAUCAUCCCUUUGCUGCUGUCCCUGUUGGCCUUGGCCAUAUUGACCUUGACCCUGCUGCAAUUGCUGAACAACGUGCCUGACGGCCUCACAGCGGCAUUGCUCGUCGAAGUUCCUCAGCUGCUGGCAGCACUGCCUCAAUUGCUGCUGUUGCUGUUGUUGAUUGUACAUGGGUACCACCAAAGGACUCCCCUGGCUUUGCUGCAAGAACUGCUGGCACUGUUGGAGCUGCAGCUGCCUUUGUUGAAUCUGCUGUCUGCACCUCUGAGGGGACUGUUGUUGCCCUUGUUCGCCCCCUCCACGUUGGUCUAUUUCCUCAUCGAUGCAGUGGGUCGGAAGCCAGAAACUCCCACCACAGCCAAGAGGGCUACGGCCAAGACUGCAGCAAACGCUCUGACAUUCACCAUUUGGUCCGUCUUACAGAGUGCUGCAUAUCGUAGUAUUGUAUUGUCAUACAGGACAAGUUUGCUUUGGGGGUUUUGGGAGGGUUAUGGCAAAGGGUAUAUAUAGUUGAUCUCAGGCUCUGCAUGGCCGGAAGAUAGCUAUCCAAGGAAGACAAAUGAGGUGGUUGUCAGAAAAGGCUUCAGCUUCCACGUAUCUAUUUGCAUGCAAAUGCUGCUGUUUGAGCCUAUUCUACCCAUGGUGAUUUAACUGAUUUCAGGGCGGAUAUGCUACAGUCACUAUUCACCGGAAAAAAUCCACAACACUGACGCGUAUUUAAGUUGCAGUAAGAGAAUAUAGAGCUUGGUUGCAAGAGUUCAAGUGGAGCAACGUCAGAAUCCAUCAAGAUUUAAAUAAAUGUAACAGAAGUCACAGAUACACAACAAUCUUCACAUCUCAACAGCAUCUUUUACUGUAACUGUUUCUUUUGUAGGAGAAUCAACUGCAUAGGGAUCCUAUAUUGUCUAUUCAGAUGUUCUACAUUCUCUGCCAAAAGAAAACUAGUAUUACAAAAUCACCUGUGGUUAAAACUAUGCUCUCGACAAAAAUCGCCUGUAAUUCUUAAUAAAAUUAACUGCCUGCUUGUUCUACUUUCAGACCAAAUAAAAAUGGACAAAUGAGAGAAGACAGCAGGCAGUUUUGUGAA
This is a messenger RNA of Coffea arabica (coffee), 1342 nucleotides long. Lineage: Eukaryota; Viridiplantae; Streptophyta; Magnoliopsida; Gentianales; Rubiaceae. The record is from RefSeq and is a predicted model, not a curated record.